GCAUGGGGUGCUGCCUCCUGGGGCCGGCGGUGUCAAGGGAAGUGGGUCACACAGAAGGGAGCGACGAGCCUCGAGUGGCGCGCGUGGAGGGUACCGGGCAGGAGGAGGCGCCAGGGGAGGGGCUGGCCGCUCCUGCAGCGACGGCCGGCGGAGGCGAAGGCCUGAUCUGGUGGAGGAACCGAGAGGAGCUGCCCGCGAGGAGCUAGGGGCAGACCUGGGCUCUGCUGUCAUUCCUGCUGCGUGACCUUGACAGGUGUGGGCCGGGGCCUGAGGGGUCUCCACAGAGGCCGUCGGGAUGUCAUAUUUUGGGGAUCAUUUUUGGGGUGAGAAAAACCAUGGCUUUGAGGUCCUAUACCACAGCGUGAAGCAGGGGCCCAUCUCCACCAAGGAGCUGGCCGAUUUCAUCCGCGAGAGAGCCACCAUCGAGGAGACCUACUCAAAGGCCAUGGCGAAACUUUCCAAGCUGGCCAGCAACGGGACCCCCAUGGGGACCUUCGCCCCGCUCUGGGAGGUCUUCCGAGUCUCCUCCGACAAGCUGGCCCUGUGCCACCUGGAGCUGACGCGCAAACUGCAGGACCUCAUCAAGGACGUGCUGCGCUACGGCGAGGAGCAGCUCAAGACGCACAAGAAGUGCAAGGAGGAGGCACUAGGCACCCUGGACGCGGUGCAGGUGCUCGCGGGCGUCAGCCAGCUGCUGCCCAAAUCUCGCGAGAACUACCUGAGCCGCUGCAUGGACCAGGAGCGCCUGCGCAGAGAGAACACCAGCCAGAAGGAGAUGGACAAGGCAGAAACCAAAACCAAGAAGGCGGCAGAGAGCCUGCGGCGCGCGGUGGAGAAGUACAACUCGGCGCGAGCCGACUUCGAGCACAAGAUGCUGGACUCGGCGCGGCGCUUCCAAGCCAUGGAGGAGAGCCACCUGCGUCACAUGAAGGCGCUGCUGGGCUCCUACGCACACUCGGUGGAGGACACCCACGUGCAGAUCGGGCAGGUGCACGAGGAAUUCAAGCAGAACAUAGAGAACGUCAGCGUGGAGAUGCUGCUCAGGAAGUUUGCCGAGAGCAAGGGCACCGGCCGGGAGAAGCCGGGACCUCUGGACUUCGAGACCUACAGUGCGGCCGCGCUGCAGGAAGCAAUGAAGCGUCUGCGGGGAUCCAAGGCCUUCCGCCUUCCGGGACUCAGCCGGCGGGAGCGGGAGCCUCCAGCCGCCGUGGAUUUCCCGGAACCCGAUUCAGGGACGUGUCCAGAGGUGGAUGAAGAAGGUUUCACUGUCCGACCUGACGUAACCCAGAACAGCACGGCCGAGCCUUCUCGUUUCUCCUCCAGCGACUCUGACUUUGACGACGAGGAGCCCCGCAAGUUCCACGUGCACAUCAAGCCUGCCCCCGCCCGGGCCCCAUCCUGUAGCUCCGAGGCAGCAGCGGCACAGCUCAGGGCCACAGCUGGCAGCCUCAUCCUUCCGCCGGGCCCAGGGGGCACGAUGAAACGCCAUUCUUCACGGGACACUGCUGGGAAGCCACAGAGGCCUCGGUCUGCUCCAAGGACCAGCAGCUGUGCAGAGAAGCUGCCCUUGGACGAGCAGGUGUCCAAGAAUCUCUUUGGGCCACCCCUGGAGUCAGCCUUCGACCAUGAAGAUUUUACAGGCUCCAGCAGCCUCGGUUUCACCUCCAGCCCCUCCCCUUUCUCCUCCUCAUCGCCUGAAAACGUGGAAGACUCUGGCUUGGACUCUCCUUCCCAUGCAGCACCCGGUCCCUCCCCAGAUUCCUGGGUCCCCCGCCCAGGCACCCCGCAGAGCCCGCCCACCUGUAGGGCACAGCCCCCUGAAUCCAGGGGAACACGUCCCCCACCACCGCCCGACUCUCCGCAGCGCCUGGCACCAUCGCCAGGCCCUUGGGGACUGGAGGCAGAAGCAGACCUGAUGCCUGGCCCCGCCCACGGCACCGCUCGGGAGGGCCUGGCUGCCCCGCCCCGGAGGCCCCGCUCCAGGAAGGUGUCCUGCCCCCUGACCCGAAGCAAUGGUGACCUGCCCGCUCUCCUGCCCUUCCAGUCUCGGCCCCCGAGCCCCUUGCCGCUGGGCUCCUCCGCCCCCAGCCUCGCCCUGGAGCGGCCCAGCUUCUCCUCCCAGACGGGGCACGGAGUCUCCCGGGGCCCAAGCCCAGUGGUCCUCGGCUCGCAGGAUGCCCUGCCGGUGGCCACAGCCUUCACCGAGUACGUCCACGCCUACUUCCGUGGCCACAGCCCCAGCUGCCUGGCUCGAGUAACUGGGGAGCUGACCAUGACCUUUCCAGCUGGCAUCAUGCGCGUGUUCAGUGGGACCCCACCGCCACCCGUCCUCAGCUUCCGGCUCAUACACACGGCCCCCAUUGAGCACUUCCAGCCCAGUGCUGACCUGCUCUUCAGCGACCCCUCCCAGAGCGACCCAGACACCAAAGACUUCUGGCUCAACAUGGCGGCCCUGACCGAGGCCCUGCAGCGCCAGGCAGAGCAGAACCCCACGGCCUCCUACUACAACGUGGUGCUGCUGCGGUACCAGUUCUCCCGCCCCGGCCCCCAGUCCUUGCCUCUGCAGCUGAGUGUCCACUGGCAGUGUGGCACCUCGCUCACCCAGGUCUCCGUGGAGUACAGCUACCGCGCUGGUGCCACGGCUGUGUCCACGCCGCUCACUAACUUCCAGAUCCUGCUGCCCGUGGGGGAGCCUGUGACCAAUGUCCGCCUCCAGCCCGCUGCCACCUGGAGCCUGGAGGAGAAGCGGUUUAUGUGGAAGCUUCCAGAUGUGUGCGAGGCCGGGGGCUCCGGCCACCUCUCUGCCAGCUGGGAGCCUCUGUCUGGGCCCAGUGCGCCCAGCCCUGUGGCCGCGCAGUUCACCAGCGAGGGGGCAACUCUGUCCGGCGUGGACCUGGAGCUGGUGGGCAGCGGCUACCGCAUGUCGCUAGUGAAGAGGAGGUUCGCCACAGGGAUGUACCUGGUGAGCUGCUGAGCCCGCCUGGCUCUGCACAGGUGCCCUCUCCACCGCCCUCCUGCUGGACGCGGGGCCUCCCCAGCCCCAGGCCCUGCCCGGCUGAGCCAAGACCCGCCUCCUGCCAGCUCCGCGCAGGCCCUGGCCUUUUAAUGUUCUUCGAAUCAACACUUUAUUUUCUAACAAAAUAAAAAAGGAAACCUCA
Molecule: messenger RNA, 3158 nt
Organism: Sciurus carolinensis (gray squirrel)
Lineage: Eukaryota; Metazoa; Chordata; Mammalia; Rodentia; Sciuridae
Gene: Fcho1
Product: FCH and mu domain containing endocytic adaptor 1
Exons: 28
Coding region: 296-2974 (892 amino acids)
Biological process (GO): clathrin-dependent endocytosis; clathrin coat assembly
Cellular component (GO): clathrin-coated vesicle; plasma membrane; cytoplasm
Source: RefSeq, a predicted model, not a curated record